AUGCAUAUCCUUCAAAUUUUCAUGGUGUCCUUGACAGUAGGAAUAGCUGGUGUUUCUUCCUUUCCUGGCCCUUUGAGGCUUGCCUCCACGUUCUCCCGAAUUUCCAACGAGCUCGACAAUAUCAGUCUGGGGAGGUGCUCCAUCUCAAACGCGAUCCUUCCAAUUAAUGAUACAACAACCAAACUCCCUCGGCCUUCAUCAGGUAUGAACCUCAAAUACAUCGCCCUGGGCCGGGGAACUCAGAACUACACUUGCGAAAAUUCUACGUCCUCUGCAAUACCCGUUGCCGUGGGUGCAGCAGCCACUCUCUUUGACGCCUCUUGCAUUGCAUCACAAUCUUUGACUCUGCUGCAUGAGAUGCCUGCGAUUAUCGGAGAAGCGCCAAUUGGAUCUCUUGCUUUUCUAGCAGAGCUCUUGAGCCACACCACAAAUUCCUCCCAACUCAUUCUCGGAGAGCAUUACUUCAACGCUGCCGAAUAUCCUAUUUUUGAUUUGAGGUUGAGUGGAGCCCAGGACUGGGUAGUCGCCACGAAGAAUGCAUCUGUGGAUGCCCCCCAAACCAGCAAGUUGACUAAACAAAAUGUCGCUUGGCUGGAGCUUGAUCGCAAAUCCGGAAAUAAGGAGUGCUCUGGAAAGGGCAUUCAGAAAGUUUAUCGAGUCAAGACCUAUCAGGGAUCUGCACCAUCGACUUGUGCUGGAUUAAACGAAACAAUUGAGGUUCAAUAUGCAGCUGAAUACUGGUUUUAUGGGCGAUAA
This is a messenger RNA of Penicillium odoratum, 756 nucleotides long. Its product is annotated as DUF3455 domain-containing protein. The transcript has 2 exons. NCBI's taxonomy places the organism in Eukaryota, Fungi, Ascomycota, Eurotiomycetes, Eurotiales, Aspergillaceae. The record is from RefSeq and is a predicted model, not a curated record. The coding region runs from base 1 to 756 and encodes 251 amino acids.